Molecule: messenger RNA, 2408 nt
Organism: Synchiropus splendidus (mandarinfish)
Lineage: Eukaryota; Metazoa; Chordata; Actinopteri; Syngnathiformes; Callionymidae
Product: protocadherin gamma-A4-like
Exons: 1
Coding region: 3-2408 (801 amino acids)
Biological process (GO): homophilic cell-cell adhesion
Cellular component (GO): plasma membrane
Molecular function (GO): calcium ion binding
Source: RefSeq, a predicted model, not a curated record
GGAUGCUGGCGAGACGCUGGAUCCGCUGUUUGGUGGCUUCGCUUUUGUGGAGCGCGACGGCAGCGCAACUGAGGUACUCCGUGUCCGAGGAAGUGACAGAAGGAACCGUGGUCGGGAAUAUCGCCAAGGAUUUGGGAAUAGAUAAGAACACGUUGAAACAGCGGAAGUACCGGAUUGUCUCGAGCGCAGCGGAACCGCUUUUUCAUCUGAACCCGUCUGACGGGAUUCUGUACGUGAGCAGAAAGAUCGACCGAGAGGAGGUUUGUGAGCGCAGCAGUUCUUGCUUGAUGAACCUGAAGACGGUUCUGGAAAACCCACUCGAGGUACACUAUGUUGUUGUGGAGGUGACUGAUAUUAACGACCACUCCCCCGUUUUUCCGGAGGAAGGAAAAACCCUCGAGAUAUCGGAGUCUGUGUUGCCAGGCAUGCGCAUCCCUCUGAAACCCGCGAGAGAUCCAGACAGUGGUUCUUUGUCUGUCCAGCAUUACAGGCUGAGCUCUAAUGAUCAUUUCCGUUUGGAAGUGAAGGAUAAAGGAGAUGACGGCAAGAUUCCAACAUUAAUUGUUCAAAAACAGUUAGACAGAGAAUUAUCUGCGACACAUUCAUUGAUACUGACAGCCACUGAUGGGGGAAAACCCCCGAGAUCUGGCAACAUGAAUAUCAGGGUGAACGUUUUAGACGUCAAUGAUAACCUUCCUAUUUUUAGCAAAGAGGUGAACACAGUGAUGCUUGUGGAAAAUUCUCCAGUUGGCACACUGGUAAUUCAAGUUAAUGCUUCAGAUUCAGAUGAAGGUGCAAAUGGAGAGGUUGUUUAUUCAUUUAGCAACAGUGUUGGACAUAAAAUUUUGAAGUUGUUUGACAUAAACGAAUUAUCUGGUGAGGUCACCGUCAAAGGUGUGAUAGAUUAUGAAGAAAAGGAAGCAUAUGAAAUUGAAAUUGAGGCAUCUGAUAAAGGUCUUGCACCACUGGCCACUCAAAAAAACGUGAUGAUAAAAAUCAUUGAUGUGAAUGACAAUUCACCGGAGAUUGAAGUCACGUCACUUUCAAAUUCUAUUUCUGAAGAUUCCAGACCAGGAACCACAGUGGCUCUGAUAAGUGUGAAUGACUUGGACUCUGGUCUGAAUGGAAAAGUAAUUUGCUCCAUCAGUGAUGAUGUUCCUUUUACUCUAACUCCCUCAGUGCAGGAGAAAAGCUAUGCGUUAGUGACAAAAACAAAUCUAGACAGAGAGAAACAGAAGGAUUAUUCCAUAACUUUAGUUGCAACAGACUCGGGGAAACCGCCACUAUCAUCAGAGAAGAUUAUCAGUGUGUUAGUGUCAGAUGUCAAUGACAACAAACCAGAGUUUUUACAGAGUCCAUACACCUUCUAUGUGAGUGAGGGAAACAAUCCAGGAGCAAGUUUGUUUAGUGUCAAAGCAUCUGAUCUGGAUGAACAUGACAACGCUUUGAUUUCCUAUCAUAUCCUGAGAGAUGGAAGUAAAGACAACAAAAUAGCUUCAUUCCUGAACAUCAACUCAGAUGAUGGACACAUUUCUGCUCUGAAAAGCUUUGACUUUGAGACGGUGAAGAGUUUCCAGUUCCAAGUUGUGGCCACAGAUUCUGGAAGUCCGUCACUGAGCAGCAACGUGACAGUGAACGUGUUCAUCCUGGAUCAGAACGACAACCCUCCAGUCAUCCUGUAUCCAGUCAACUCCAACGGUUCUGCUGAAGGUGUGGAGGAGAUUCCCCGCAAUGUGAACGCAGGACACUUGGUGACUAAAGUCCGAGCUUAUGACGCUGAUGUAGGUUAUAACGGCUGGUUACUGUUUUCACUGCAGCAAGUUUCUGACCACAGCCUCUUUGGUUUGGACCGCUAUACGGGACAGAUCAGAACUCUCCGCUCGUUCACAGAGACAGACGAGGCGGAACAUAAACUGGUCAUACUGGUCAAAGACAAUGGGAACGUGUCUCUGUCAGCAACAGCUACUGUGCUGGUCAAAGUUGUGGAGCCCAAAGAGGCUUUUGCUGCUUCUGAUGUGAAAAGCUCAGCAAAAGUGGAUGAAGACACGGAUGUGACUUUUUACCUGAUGAUCACUUUGGGCUCAGUUUCAGUCCUUUUCAUCAUCAGCAUCAUCGUGUUGAUCGCAAUGCAGUGCUCCAAAUCCACAGACUACACUUCUAAAUAUCUCCAAGAGACCAACUAUGAUGGAACUCUGUGCCACAGCAUCCAGUACAGAUCUGGAGACAAGCGCUACAUGCUAGUUGGACCCAGAAUGAGUAUUGGAUCUACUAUAGUUCCUGGCAGCCAUGCCAACACUCUGGUGCUGCCUGACAGGAGGAGGCCUUCUGAAGAGGUAUGGAAUCAUUUAUUUGACUUAGUUCAAGAGUACAUGUGGCUAUAUCAUUUCAGAACUGGGAUUCUUGAGUGA